CACGCCUAGAGAGAGAAAACCAAGGGGAAAAGCAGGAGAUGGUCAUUGCCUUGGCCAUAACGAACUGGGAGAGCGAGAAAAAGAAGAGAGGAAACUGAAGAGCGGCCAGUAGCUGUACGUCUAAUCGGCAGGCGGCAGGCCUCGUCGUCGGUCACCUGUGGUGUGAGCAACUGGGCCUUGAUCUUGGAACAAAGAGGUCGGCCGUUUGGAGGAAUAAGCAGUCAAGCAGGAUGGAAGAAGAGCCGAAUCGGAGGAGGCUGUAUCAAGUUUGGAGAGGAAGCAAUAAAUUUCUCUGCGGCGGGCGCCUAAUCUUCGGUCCGGACGCGGGUUCCCUCUUCCUGUCCACAGUUCUAAUCAUAGGCCCCUUGGUCGGCCUAUGCUGCCAGUGCAUCACAAAGAUGAACUCCAGCACCUCGGAUCAGAAGAAGAAUGUCCUUGGCCUGCCGGUCCUCAUCGCCACGGUCCUUCUCGGCCUAGCGGAUUUGGCAUUCCUGCUCCUGACGUCGAGCAGGGAUCCGGGGAUCGUGCCGAGGAACGCGCGUCCUCCCGAGUGCGGCGACGAGCAGCAGGUGGUGGACAUGACGACGCCGUCGACCGAGUGGGUGAACGCGGCGAGCCCCCACCUCCGCGUGCCCCGCUCCAAGGACGUGGUCGUCAACGGGUGCGUGGUCAAGGUAAAGUACUGCGACACGUGCCUGCUGUACCGCCCGCCCCGCACGUCCCACUGCUCCAUCUGCAACAACUGCGUCCAGAAGUUCGACCACCACUGCCCCUGGGUCGGCCAGUGCAUCGGCCUGCGGAACUACCGCUUCUUCUUCCUCUUCAUCUCCACGUCCACGCUCCUCUGCUUUUACGUCUUCGCCCUGUCGUGGCUCAACAUCGCCGCCGAGAGGGAGGAGUACGGCGGCUCACUGCUGAAGUCCAUGGGCGGCGAGGUGUUGUCCGUCGUGCUCAUCGUCUUCACCUUCGUGUCGGUGUGGUUCGUCGGCGGCCUCACCGUGUUCCACCUCUACCUCAUGAGCACCAACCAGACCACGUACGAGAACUUCAGGUACAGGUACGACAAAAAGGAGAAUCCCUACAACAGGGGCGCGCUAGCCAACAUCGCCGAGGUCUUCUUUACGCGGAUGCCGCCCUCGCUCAACCGUUUCCGGUCGUGGGUGUCGGAGGACGACGACGCGUACGGCGGCGGCGGUGGCGGCGUGCUCUCUCCGAUGAGCGGCGGGCUCGAUCUGGAGAUGGGGCGCAAGGGCGUGCACUACAGCCCCGGCGGCAUCCCGGCGAUCCUUCAGGGGAUGGAUUACAGCGAGAUGGAGAAGAUGGACGCUGUGGGUGUGCACGUCAAGGACCGGCAAGCGGCGCCCGAGGCGCCGGACCUGUUCGUAAUCUCACCGGCCUGGCAGCACGACGUGGGCUGCGGAGGAGGAGGAGGAGAAGGAGAACGUAGCCCCGCAACUGUACAGGACCAAGAUGCUGAGAGGACACUUGUGAGCUCGAAUGCAAAUUCUCAACGGUGAUCAUGCGCGAGCUCUUGUUCUUUUCCCUUUUUGGCGGUCAGGCCUACGUCCUGCAAUUUUCCUUUCUUUUUUGCCUCGACUGAACUGUAAAUUUUAUACGUGCAAGCAGCAGCGUUGCACUCGAAAGGGUC
Triticum urartu is the source of this 1648-nucleotide messenger RNA. Its product is annotated as putative protein S-acyltransferase 4. NCBI's taxonomy places the organism in Eukaryota, Viridiplantae, Streptophyta, Magnoliopsida, Poales, Poaceae. Gene Ontology annotation, molecular function: protein-cysteine S-palmitoyltransferase activity. The record is from RefSeq and is a predicted model, not a curated record. Gene Ontology annotation, biological process: protein targeting to membrane; peptidyl-L-cysteine S-palmitoylation. Gene Ontology annotation, cellular component: Golgi apparatus; endoplasmic reticulum.